GCGAGCUCUGCAGGAGGCAGAGGAGGCGGAGGAGGAAGGCGAGGGGCGGGGAGCGCGCCGGGAGUGCCGCAGGUCAUCUUGAACAUUCCAAAUACCUACCAUUACUCGAUGCUAUUGAUAAAAUCAGAAUGGCUUUAAACUCAGGGUCACCGCCUGGUGUUGGACCUUACUAUGCAAACCAUGGAUACCAGCCAGAAAACUUCUAUCCCUCACAGCCUGCCGUGGCUCCCAGUGCCUACGGGGUGUAUCCAGCUCAGUUCUACCCAUCCCCAGUGCCCCAGUACACCCCGAGGGUCCUGACACAUGCUUCGACUCCCGCCGUCCACACACAGCCCAAGUGCCCGUCGGGGACGGGAUGCUCCUCAAAGACAAAGAAGGCACUGUGCAUCACCUUCGCCCUGGGAGCCGUCCUUGCAGGAGCUGCGCUGGCCGCUGGCCUGCUCUGGAAGUUCAUGGAGAGCAAGUGCUCAGUCUCCGGGAUGGAGUGUGGCUCCUCAGGCACCUGCAUCAGCCCCUCUCACUGGUGCGACGGCGUGUCUCACUGCCCCAGCGGAGAGGACGAGAACCGCUGUGUUCGUCUCUACGGACCAAACUUCAUCCUUCAAGUGUACUCAUCUCAGAGGAAGUCCUGGCACCCCGUGUGCAGAGAUGACUGGAGCGAGAACUACGGGCGGGCGGCGUGCAGGGACAUGGGCUAUAAGAAUAGCUUCUACUCUAGCCAAGAAGUAGUGGAUGACAGCGGGGCCACAAGCUUCAUGAAGCUGAACAUGAGUGCCAGCAGUGUCGAUCUCUAUAAGAAACUGUACCACAGUGAUUCCUGUUCCUCAAAAACAGUGAUUUCUUUACGGUGCAUAGCAUGCGGGGUCACCUCCAACAUGAGCCGCCAGAGCAGGAUCGUGGGCGGCGAGAACGCGGCCCUGGGGGAGUGGCCCUGGCAGGUCAGCCUGCACGUCCAGGAUGUUCAUGUGUGCGGAGGCUCCAUCAUCUCCCCCGAGUGGAUUAUAACAGCCGCCCACUGCGUGGAAGAACCCCUUAACAAUCCUCGGCACUGGACAGUAUUUGCGGGGAUUUUGAAGCAGUCUUACAUGUUCUAUGGAAGUGGAUACCGAGUAGAGAAAGUGAUUUCUCAUCCAAGUUACGAUUCCAAGACCAAGAACAAUGACAUCGCACUGAUGAAGCUGCAGACGGCUCUGAGUUUCAAUGAUAGAGUGAAACCAGUGUGCCUGCCCAACCCUGGCAUGAGGUUGGAACCUGAACAGACCUGCUGGAUUUCAGGGUGGGGGGCCACCCAGGAGAAAGGGAAAACCUCAGACAUGCUGAACGCCGCCAGGGUGCGCCUCAUUGAGCCCUGGAGAUGCAACAGCAGAUAUGUCUACAAUAGCCUGAUCACACCGACCAUGAUCUGCGCGGGGUUCCUGCAGGGGACCGUGGACUCCUGCCAGGGUGACAGUGGAGGGCCUCUGGUCACACAGAAGAACAGCAUCUGGUGGCUGAUUGGGGACACGAGCUGGGGGUCUGGCUGUGCCAAGGCCAACAGGCCAGGAGUGUAUGGGAAUGUGACAGUAUUCACAGACUGGAUUUACCGGCAGAUGAGGGCAAACAGCUAAUCCAUGUGGCCUUUGUCCU
Molecule: messenger RNA, 1626 nt
Organism: Carlito syrichta (Philippine tarsier)
Lineage: Eukaryota; Metazoa; Chordata; Mammalia; Primates; Tarsiidae
Gene: TMPRSS2
Product: transmembrane protease, serine 2
Exons: 14
Coding region: 129-1607 (492 amino acids)
Biological process (GO): acrosome reaction; proteolysis
Cellular component (GO): membrane
Molecular function (GO): serine-type endopeptidase activity; protein binding
Source: RefSeq, a predicted model, not a curated record